Rubroshorea leprosula is the source of this 2074-nucleotide messenger RNA. NCBI's taxonomy places the organism in Eukaryota, Viridiplantae, Streptophyta, Magnoliopsida, Malvales, Dipterocarpaceae. The record is from the annotation of a GenBank genome assembly.
CCAAAUUCCUGCAAAAAGAUCAAUCCUUGGUGCUACAACUGGAAUCUACCUCACCGGAGCGCAUUAAAGACGAGAAAUUUCCAUCUGGAAAAAAGGUAGAAAUCCAUCACGUGUGAUAACAAGCUCUUCCAGUUCAAAAGGUUCAUACACCUGUUCACUGAAAUAACCCAAAACUGAAAUUUCAUAGUACUUUACACCUACCUACACGGAUUUAGCCCUUCUUGCUCCUCCUUUCCCUUGUUUCUUCUUCUGAAUUUACCUCCAAAAAACCUCUCUUUCCUUCUGGGUUUCUCCCUCUUCGGGUUGGGUCCGGGUUGUUUGAUUCGGAUCCUCAAGACAUGUCAGUGGAGGCAAGUUCCGGUCACGGGGAUCACAGCAUCAAGGGAAUACCAACUCACGGUGGACGCUAUGUUCGGUAUAAUGUGUACGGUAACCUCUUUGAAGUUUCCAGAAAGUAUGUUCCUCCCAUACGCCCUGUUGGCAGAGGUGCUUAUGGUAUUGUCUGUGCUGCUGUGAAUUCGGAGACAGGAGAGGAGGUUGCUAUAAAGAAGAUUGGUAAUGCAUUUGACAACAGAAUUGAUGCCAAAAGGACUUUGAGAGAAAUUAAGCUUCUUCGCCACAUGGAUCAUGAGAAUGUUAUUUCCAUCAAAGAUAUCAUACGCCCCCCACAGAGGGAGAACUUCAAUGAUGUUUACAUUGUCUAUGAAUUAAUGGACACUGAUCUUCAUCAAAUUAUACGUUCCAACCAAUCGUUGGCCGAUGAUCAUUGUCGUUACUUUCUGUAUCAGGUGCUACGAGGGCUCAAAUAUGUACAUUCAGCAAAUGUCUUGCAUCGUGAUUUAAAGCCCAGCAAUUUGCUUCUAAAUGCCAAUUGUGACCUUAAGAUUGGAGACUUUGGGCUAGCAAGGACAACAUCUGAAACUGAUUUCAUGACAGAAUAUGUGGUUACUCGUUGGUACCGAGCACCAGAAUUGCUGCUUAAUUGUUCAGAAUACACUGCAGCAAUUGAUAUUUGGUCUGUGGGUUGCAUACUUGGCGAAAUCAUGACCAGGCAGCCCCUUUUUCCUGGCAGAGAUUAUGUUCAUCAGCUGAGACUCAUCACAGAGUACUUUCUGUAUCAGGUGCUACGAGGGCUCAAAUAUGUACAUUCAGCAAAUGUCUUGCAUCGUGAUUUAAAGCCCAGCAAUUUGCUUCUAAAUGCCAAUUGUGACCUUAAGAUUGGAGACUUUGGGCUAGCAAGGACAACAUCUGAAACUGAUUUCAUGACAGAAUAUGUGGUUACUCGUUGGUACCGAGCACCAGAAUUGCUGCUUAAUUGUUCAGAAUACACUGCAGCAAUUGAUAUUUGGUCUGUGGGUUGCAUACUUGGCGAAAUCAUGACCAGGCAGCCCCUUUUUCCUGGCAGAGAUUAUGUUCAUCAGCUGAGACUCAUCACAGAGCUCAUAGGUUCGCCUGAUGAUUCCAGCCUUGGGUUUCUUAGAAGUGACAAUGCGAGAAGAUAUGUAAGACAGCUUCCACAAUACCCUAGGCAACAGUUUUCUGCAAGAUUUCCUAACAUGUCCCCAAGUGCUCUGGAUUUGCUGGAGAAGAUGCUUGUGUUUGAUCCAAAUCAACGUAUUACAGUUGAGGGGGCAUUGUGCCAUCCAUACAUGGCACCCCUUCAUGAUAUCAAUGAGGAGCCUGUUUGUCCAAGACCUUUCGUUUUUGAUUUCGAGCAGCCAUCUUUUACUGAAGAAAACAUUAAGGAGCUUAUCUAUCGAGAAUCUGUAAAAUUCAAUCCAGAUCCAAUUCAUUAAGGAUGAUCUGUUGUACCCACUUGGGAGUGGCAUCCCAUGACUCUCAUUUGUAAUCCUACUAUGUAGAACCCAUCAGUCUCCCUGAGACUGAAAGAUAAACAAGCUCGGCAAACAUAUGAAUAUUCUGUAUGUCAUGAGAGUUUUAUUCAACUUCAUUUCACUUCUGUUGCUGCCUGUAACCUACAAUUGCUUAGAAAGCAUCUCUAGUGUAAUAGCUCUUAUUGCUGUAGAUCAGAUUAUUAUGCAAACUGAUGCUCCAGGUAUCACUACAUUUCAUC